This is a messenger RNA of Hemibagrus wyckioides, 1437 nucleotides long. RefSeq names its product chitinase domain containing 1 (gene chid1). The transcript is spliced from 13 exons. Gene Ontology annotation, molecular function: chitin binding; oligosaccharide binding. The record is from RefSeq and is a predicted model, not a curated record. Gene Ontology annotation, cellular component: extracellular region. Gene Ontology annotation, biological process: carbohydrate metabolic process. The coding region runs from base 159 to 1331 and encodes 390 amino acids. NCBI's taxonomy places the organism in Eukaryota, Metazoa, Chordata, Actinopteri, Siluriformes, Bagridae.
UGAAGCCACUCAGUCACCCUGCUUGUUUGACUAGCUAGUCAGUGCCUUUAGUAGACUACCACGGACAUGUUAGACUGUUUAGUCCGCGCUAUAUUUCUGCAGAACAAUUAAACACUAAUCGUAUUAUAUAGGCAAUAAGCAGAAAAGAGCAGAGUGAAAUGAGAGCCGUUCUGUUGUUCCUCUACAUCUCUACAUCAGUCCCUGUGAUCAGAGGCACACUCUCAAAGACAGAUGCCAAAAAACUCAACAAACUGCAGGAAGCUGAGACAGCUGAGGCGGAGCAGCCGGUGCAGGAGCGGGGUUUAAUCGUGACAACUCCCCAGUGGAGGGAUAUAGUGAGAGAAGAGAAAAGAUUUUGCCCUCAGACCAUAUCAAAACGUCACUUUCAGGGAUCAGUGCUGGGUUACAUCACGCCGUGGAACUCCCAUGGGUAUGACGUUGCUAAGGUUUUCGGGCCUAAGCUGACCUCCGUGUCUCCGGUAUGGCUCCAGCUCAGACGCAAAGGACAAGAAAGCUAUCAUAUCACCGGCCUGCAUGACCAUGACCAGGGUUGGGUCAAGGCUGUGAGGAAAGCAAACAAAAAAAAUAAAAUAUUACCUCGCCUGUUAUUUGACGGCUGGUCUUAUCAGGACUACAUGAACGUCCUGGACAGUGAGGAUGAAAUUGACGAGAUUACAAGAGAAAUCGUUGAAGUGGCAAAGGCUGAAAGUUUCGAUGGCUAUACUCUGGAACUAUGGAGUCAGCUGGGAGGAAACAAAAGAAAGGAGCUGAUCCACUUGGUUACACACCUGUGCAACUAUCUGAAGGCUCGGAAGCUUACCUGCAUUCUCGUCAUACCUCCAGCUAUCGUUCCUGGGUCAAACCAACCAGGCAUGUUUGGAAGAGAAGACUUUGAAAAACUGGCUCCUGUUGUUGAUGCAUUCAGCUUAAUGACCUAUGACUAUUCCAGUCCGGGCAGACAAGGCCCUAGUGCUCCACUGCCCUGGAUGAGAGAUUGUGUGCUGCAGCUUGCACCACAGAGCCAGUGGAGGCACAAGAUUCUGCUGGGCCUCAACAUGUAUGGUCUCGACUUCACUGCCAACGGGGGGGCUGAACCCUUGCUGGGGUCUAGGUACAUCGAGCUUCUGAAGGAUGUCAAACCAAAACUUGUUUGGGAUGAGUAUGCAGGAGAACACUAUUUUAAUUACAAAAGAAAUUCGGUGAAGCAUACAGUCUAUUAUCCAACUCUGAAGUCUCUCCAGCUACGAAUUGCACUGGCAACAGAACUGGGCACAGGAAUCUCUGUUUGGGAACUUGGCCAAGGCUUGGAUUAUUUUUAUGACCUCCUGUGAUUAGGACACACAAAAACCUAAUUCCUUCUUCCAACCACUGAUGGUUUACGGUACAUUGGUAUUUGUGACAAUGCCACUGAGCAUGCCAAUAAAAUUAUUUUUAUUG